GACUAUUCUUCCGUAGCCAUCAGACCUUCUGAAAAGGUUAAUGGCCUGGUGCUAAAUUAGGUGUCGAAGUGCGCAGCUAUCCACAACUUGUAACGUAUGCUACCCGUUAGGGCGGCAUAAGAUUUAACAUUUCUUCUUUUCUCCUGUUUUCGUUGCUAUCUUCAUUGUCAAUCGAUAUAUAGGGAUUAACAAUGGAUCCCUUUACGAUUCAUUCAACUCCGUCAUGUUCUAGCAGCGGCCCGAGUUGUGCCGAUAUUACUGCUGGAUUCAUCCGUCAACAUCCUUACAUCUCAAUAUUGUCAAGCUUUGCGAUCAUAUGUUUACUCACAACCGUCUGGUCAACAAGAAGCUUCAAUGCACCGAGAAACAACAAAAGUAAGAUCACACAACCACCUACUAUACCGUAUAUGAUACCCGGUCUAUACCACGGAUUUGGUUUCUUGAUCAAUGGGCUGGCCAAGUUCUUCACCAUCAUCUUGAGAGAAUAUGGCGAACGAACCCCCUUCCUUGUCCGACCAGGCCCAAUGAAAUUCGCCAUUGUCACUGAUGCCGCCCAUAUCCGAACAGUAUUCCAGGCCAAACAGAUGUCUAUCCGACAGCUCCACGCCCAAAUAUUCGGCAAGCUUUUCGGAGCUCCGAAGUCAGCUCUCGAAGUGUAUACCAAGGACGCCUCCCACUUGCCUGAAGAACAGAGAAUCGAAUACGCACACAUCAGUCUUCCAAGGAGGUACUUCACAGGCCCUCAUCUCAACACGCUUUCCGAACGUUAUCUGGCUGAUUUACGACAUAAUUUGGCCGCCGUGCAUUUCAAAGAGGGAAAUUGGGUGGCGAUAGAGGACAUGUUCUCCUACUUCCAGCGGAUCAUCACUCGGACGAUGAUCGAUGUCAUCUUCGGUACCAAGUUCCUGCAAUUGUAUCCUCGCACGAUCGCGGAUUUCUGGGAGUUUGACCGUAACCUGGACACGUUUUCUGCGGGGACGCCGAGAUUUAUGGCGAGCGCUGCGUACGAGACUCGCGAUAGGCUGUUAAAGAACUUCGUGGAGUGGGAGGACUUAAUGCUCAAGGCCGAUGGUGUGUUGGAUGACGAAGCUGACUGGAACGAAUGGGGCUUGAAGUUCAUUCGGGCGAGACAGAAGGCAUUUCUCUCGAUGGAGGGCAUGAACGCCGAAGCAAGAGCGAGCGAGAACCUUGGAAUAUUGCAAGGAUCGAACUCCAACCUCCUACCCUCCGUAUUCUGGACCGUCUUCGAAGUCCUCCGCAAACCAUCCUUGAAAACGAAGGUCACAAAAGAAAUCAAACAACACCUCGCCUCCAACUCCAACACAAUCGACAUCUCCAAACUCGGCACGAUCCCCCUCCUCCAAUCCCUCCACUCCGAAGUCCUGCGCCUCCGUCUCGCCACCGCAACCGCCCGCACCGUCGAGCAAACAGACGUUCAACUCGACGACCAGUACAAACUAACAAAGGGCACGACCGCGUUCGUCUUCAGCCGCCCCCUCGCCCUCAACCACGCACUCUGGUCCCAAGCCCGACCCCUCACCGUCUCCAAGCCAUUGAAGGACUUCUGGGCCGAGCGCUUCCUCACCGCCGACGGACGGUUCAGCGUCGAGGGCAUCUCCGGCUGUUGGGUGCCGUUCGGUGGGGGUACGCACAUCUGCCCCGGACGCCAUUUUGCGAAGAACGUGGCACUGUCGACGUUGGCGUUGCUGCUGGGGGAGAAUGAGGUGGAGUUGGUGGAUUGGAGUGUGUUAGACGAGGUUUUGCCCGAGGAGGAGGGGUUGGCGAUGGGGUUUAUCAGGCCGAAGGUGGAUGUGCCGGUUCGGUUGAGGAAGAGGAAGGGGUUUAUUCAGUAGGAUGUGAUGGAGAUUUUACAGCGAGGCUGCCGGCGUAUUCUUCAGCAAGCGAACGUAUACUGCAUUUCCUCAAGAUGUCAGCAUUCAUGGUGGGCAAACCGAAGCGUUAAACCAACAAGACAGAAAGUCUCGAUUGAGAUACUGGCUAAUAGAAAAUCCUUAUGUC
Messenger RNA from Aaosphaeria arxii CBS 175.79, 2019 nucleotides. Its product is annotated as cytochrome P450. Bases 192 to 1853 code for a protein of 553 amino acids. The record is from RefSeq and is a predicted model, not a curated record. The transcript is spliced from 3 exons. Gene Ontology annotation, molecular function: heme binding; iron ion binding; steroid hydroxylase activity. Lineage: Eukaryota; Fungi; Ascomycota; Dothideomycetes; Pleosporales.